CUCUGCUACAUGUAUAGCCAAUAAAAAUUAGGAAUAAUUUCACUGAGGUUUGUUAUAAAAGUCGUUGAAAUUUUCAGCAUCUUUUCGGUGAAUAAUUUGAUAACAGUUAGUCUACAAGACAAAGAAAGUUACUUAGUGAAGUCAGUAAUUAUGAAAUCGUUCACCUUUAUGAAUCUGCUGUCAUUCCUACUAUUUACUGGUGUAUUAAUGUUUUCCGUGAAAGGAUUAGUAAUGCCUGAGAGUGGCAGUAUUGACUUUCAAACAAAACGCUGGACAGAUUUUAAACGUGCCGCCAGAGGGAUAGACUAUGCACUGCCAUAUAAUUCUGAAUAUACACGUCGUCAGUUAUACGAACACAGGCCGAGUUUCAAUGAUCUUUUAAUUUAAGAUGUGAAAACAAAACUACCUAAUUUGAUGUUCACUUUUUAUCAUGAACUGAUGACGACGAAAGCCAGUGUACUUUUAACAAACUAACGAGUAAAUAAAUAAUAUAAAUUCAAAGAUA
Trichobilharzia szidati is the source of this 505-nucleotide messenger RNA. The record is from the annotation of a GenBank genome assembly. NCBI's taxonomy places the organism in Eukaryota, Metazoa, Platyhelminthes, Trematoda, Strigeidida, Schistosomatidae.